Molecule: messenger RNA, 1068 nt
Organism: Glycine soja
Lineage: Eukaryota; Viridiplantae; Streptophyta; Magnoliopsida; Fabales; Fabaceae
Product: 50S ribosomal protein HLP, mitochondrial-like
Exons: 4
Coding region: 306-806 (166 amino acids)
Biological process (GO): translation
Cellular component (GO): ribosome; mitochondrial large ribosomal subunit
Molecular function (GO): structural constituent of ribosome; large ribosomal subunit rRNA binding
Source: RefSeq, a predicted model, not a curated record
AUAUUUGAAUGUAUUUGAUCCGAGAAUAGGCUACCCAAUCUAUCCGAGUAACUUCUAAAUUUAACGGAUCAAAAUAAAAUUCUUAAUCUUUAUGACAAAAUUAUUUUACCUCUCAGAGUACUUUUUCACCUCGAGAGUAAAAAUCAAGCGAAAGACGUGGUUUCAAAUUGGGGAAAAGGAAGAAAGGGCAAGAGAGUCGAGAAACGGCGCACUCCGUCUGUUCCUCACCGUCACCGGCGCGCGCACCCUCUGUUCCAGCGACUCCUAAUUAAGUUGGGAAAUAAAAAAGACUUCCAAUUUCCCAGAUGGCUGCAGCCUUUGCUUCCAGAUGCUCUCGUGUGGGCCGUUCUCUGUUUGGUGGAUUAAGCAACAGUUCCCCUGGUUUAUUUACCUCAUCACAUGGCAUGACAUGCAACAAUUUGUUUUCUCAGCAACAGCGUACCUUCAUACAGAUGAGGACUGUUCUCAAGGUUGUCGAUAACUCAGGUGCUAAAAAGGUGAUGUGCAUACAGGCAUUGAAAGGGAAGAAAGGGGCAAGAUUAGGUGACACAAUAAUAGCAUCUGUGAAGGAAGCACAUCCUAAUGGAAAAGUGAAGAAAGGGAAGGUUGUAUAUGGGGUAGUUGUGCGUGCAGCAAUGCAAAAGGGACGUUGUGAUGGCAGUGAGGUCAAGUUUGAUGAUAAUGCUGUGGUGCUUGUUGACAAGCAAGGACAACCUAUUGGAACCAGAGUUUUUGGACCAGUGCCUCAUGAGCUAAGGCAAAAGAAGCAUGUCAAGAUUCUUACCUUGGCAGGGCACAUUGCAUAAAUGAGACAAAAGGGCUGUCCUUAAAUUUUGUUAUGAAUUCCAAUGUCACAUCUACCAUUUUUAUAUUUGGAUAUUUUAGUGUGAUGUGCAAGUUUUAGUACUUUAUCAGUUUAUGAGGAGUAAAACAGGUGUAGAAGGCUUCUACUUGAAUAACUAGAAUUUGAUUUGGUUUCUAGCCUAAAAAUGAACUAGAGACACGAAAGUGAUGUGUGUUUCAUAUGUAACAUAUCAACUUAUUUAUGAUUAUGAUUUUUUUAUUUUA